Molecule: messenger RNA, 4514 nt
Organism: Eriocheir sinensis (Chinese mitten crab)
Lineage: Eukaryota; Metazoa; Arthropoda; Malacostraca; Decapoda; Varunidae
Product: inositol hexakisphosphate and diphosphoinositol-pentakisphosphate kinase-like
Exons: 21
Coding region: 1-2955 (984 amino acids)
Biological process (GO): inositol metabolic process; inositol phosphate biosynthetic process
Cellular component (GO): cytosol
Molecular function (GO): 5-diphosphoinositol pentakisphosphate 1-kinase activity; inositol hexakisphosphate kinase activity; diphosphoinositol pentakisphosphate kinase activity
Source: RefSeq, a predicted model, not a curated record
AUGUUCCUGUGGAACAGUUUUCUAAAGGAGCUCAGGUUGCAAGAGGAACAACUUUGCUGUAUGACGUACGGCCACUUCUCAGGCAUCAACAGGAAGGUGCAGCUCAAGUACCAGCCGAGGGGGUGGAAGAGGCGCUCCAGCAGUGAGGAGGGAGACUCACCUCGGGAGCCGUCGCUGGUCCUCAUCCUGAAGUGGGGCGGCGAGCUUACCCCGGCUGGCAGGGUGCAGGCCGAGGAGUUUGGUCGCAUUUUCCGGUGCAUGUAUCCGGGAGGACAAGAACGGUCAGAGUGGAUUGACGAGUCAGUGACUGGAUGUGAGUAUGCCGGGACACAGGGCCUGGGCCUGUUGCGGCUACACUCCACCUACCGACAUGACCUCAAGAUCUACGCCAGCGAUGAGGGGCGGGUACAGAUGACAGCGGCAGCGUUCGCCAAGGGACUCUUGGCGCUGGAGGGAGAAUUGACCCCAAUACUCGUCCAGAUGGUCAAGAGUGCAAACACCAACGGACUUCUUGAUAAUGACUGUGACUCCUACAAACACCAGAACAUGGUUAAGAAUCGGUUACAUGAAGCCAUGCAGCAGGACCGAGUCAUGACCCAGGAGGACAUGGAGAAACUCAACCCCUGCAACUCACGCUCAAUCUCUACGGCCCUCGAGUUUAUUCAGAACCCGGUGAAGAUGUGUGAACACGUCAACACACUCAUCAAGAAGCUGAAUGAACGUAUUAAAAUUAGGAAGGACGACCAAAAGACAAAAGAACUGCCUCUGUAUCAUGGUGAGUCCUGGGAGCUGAUGCAGCGGCGGUGGGCCAAGCUGGAGAAAGACUUCCGAACAAAGAACACCAAGUUUGACAUAUCCAAGAUCCCUGACAUCUACGACUGCAUCAAGUACGACCUGCAGCACAACCACCACACGCUGCAGUUUGAACACGCCGAGGAGCUCUACAAGUGUGCCAAAUACCUGGCAGACGUUGUCAUUCCCCAGGAGUAUGGAAUGACCCCCCAGGAAAAGAUGGCCAUUAGUCAAGGCAUCUGCACGCCUCUCUUGAAGAAGAUUCGAGCAGACCUUCAGCGUAACAUCGGGGAGGAGGAGAGCGGGGAGAAUGCCGGGGAGAGCAUCAACAGAUUAAACCCAGUGUAUUCCCAUGGAGUGAGCAGUCCCAGCCGCCACGUGAGGACCCGCCUUUACUUCACCAGUGAGAGCCACAUCCACUCGCUCCUCACCGUUCUUCGCUUCGGUGGACUCAUUGAUAACCCCAAAGACGAGCAGUGGAGCCGUGCCAUGGACUACAUAGGUGCCGUGUCGGAGCUGAACUACCUGAGCCAGAUCGUGGUGAUGCUCAUCAAGACCCCACGAAGGACCCCUUCCUCGGACAACAGGUUCCACGUGGAGCUUCACUUCAGCCCGGCGCCAACUGCUGCGCACAAGAACCUUCCGCCUCGCCCUGGUUUCAGUUACCCCAAGAGUCGCAAUGAACCCUGGGGGAGCGAGUGGACAGUCAAUCUCGCAGGACUCCGUCCUCAUCAGGCCCACAGAGAGACAAGAAGCAAGGAGGGUGAAAGCAAGGUCUUGUUGUCCCCCCCAACAAAGGAUGAGGUUGAGAGCUACGCUGAGCUGCCGAGUGGUGUCCUGCAGCCCGGAGGAGUGGAUGCUGUUGACGGUGAACUUGUGAUCGCCAAGUCCGAGCCAAUCCCCAUCAGCGCCAGGUCACACUCGGACUGUGGACUGGUGCCUCUUGGGGACAUGCUGCGUCCUUACCCCAUCACACGGUCACUGUCGGAUGGGCGCCGUCGCACCAGCGGUCACUGUCGGGUGGAGAGAGUGUGCCGCUGCCUCGCUCCCGAGGCCGACAACGCCCUGAACCAAGACAGCACGCCACGGCCUGAGAAAGCCGGCAGCUCCAGCCUUGACUCCCUCAGUGAAGAAGAGAGCAUGAAGCGCCACCGUCACAGCAUUCCCGGCCACCUCUCCUACCUGUCCUUCCUGGCGGGGCUGCAGCAGAAGGCCACCGCCGCCGUGCCCGUCUUCUCCACGGCCGUCAUCUCUGGCUCUACAUCGGCCCCGGACCUGAGAGACAACUUUUCAGCUCUUCCAUUCUCUGCAAACCUUGAGGGCCUUGGGGGGGUGCCAUCCAUCCGGCCUCUUGAGACCCUCCACAACGCCUUGGCCCUCCGUCAGCUGGAUGCCUUCCUGGAGCGCAUGGCCUUGGCACAGUUCCGCACGCCACUCUCCUCGCCCCCCAAGAUGCCCUCCACCCCAAGGCAUCCCCGCACCUCCCUCCCUCUCGGCCUCCAGUCUCCUUCUUCCAGUGUUGGCUGGUCUGGACCCCCAUCCUUCGUGUCAUCCUCCGGCCCCUCCUCCCCCAAUAUCAACACUCUGGAGUUCUUCUCACACCAGCACCGCUGCUACGACACCAACACACCACAACCAGCAUCACCCAAGUUCUUCAGCACAGCUCCCUCCCUCACUACCACCACCACCACCACAAUCACCACUGCUCAGCAUGAACACGCUCACUACAACAACCCUUACACAGCCAGAGCCCCCGACACAUACGCUGCCAAUGAUAGAGGUGUUUUUUAUGCUGAGGUGAAUGCUGCUGCUGUUAGGUUUCUCUUACAACUAAACACCAGCACCAAGCCUCAUCCUGACACGGGCCUUCCUGACUUCUCUGCCCAGCAUGCUAAUGUAGAUGAGCUCAGUAGUGCUGAUGGGGGGGUGGGGGCGGUAGAGAACUCCGGUGAGAUGAGUGACCCCGCCUCGCCAUCAGAGGGUUCGGAGAGCUUAGGGUCCCAUUCCCAGACUGAGGUGGCCUCCAUCAUAGAGAGAGGAGACACGGCCACGCCAGACACUCACAGCGACGUUCAAGACCAAGAAAUAUCAUGCCAAGAAACCACAGAACCUGAGAAUCUCCUGUCCGUCACGAACAACAGAGGUGCCGCCUCCUCAGAGUGAGCUGUGGCGGUGUGUGUGUGUGUGUGUGUGUGUGUGUGUGUUUGGGUGUGCUGAGAGCAUCAAGCCUUCAUUCCAGUGUCAAUAUAUAAUUAAAAUGGAAGUCAUUAUGUUUGUGAUUGUUUGUAAGAAUAUUUGUCUAGAGAGCUUUGGGUGCAUGUGCUGAGUGGUGUGUGGUGGUGUGCCUGGCCCUGGUGUGUGCCAGCCCGCAGCACAGCGAGGGCAGCGGCGGGGCAGGGCGGCAUGGUAGGGAUCCUGUGUUGGUCUGCAGGAAGAGUGUUUGUUGUCCCAUACCAUUAACAAUCAGACUGAAUCAUGAAAGAAGAUAAAUCAGAAUCUUUUUAAUGAGAAUCACUUGUGUUGCUAAAGUUCCCUACAAUUUCUGAUGCAGUAACUGACAUUCAGUAUUGCGAACCACAGAGAAGAGAAUUUAUAUAUAUCUAUAUUUUUAAGUGAAUGAAUUUUUUGUUGAAUGAGUAAUGUAAGUGAGGAUAUAAUAUAUAUAUAUUUCUAUAAAGAAAAUGCCAGACUGGACAAUAUAAGGCUGUGAAUGGAGCAACUGUGAAAAUUUAUGGCAAGACGUCGUUGUUAGCUAAAACUCUCCCGCUGAAAGUCUUCAUAUUUAUACAAUUUUGUUAGUUUUUUCCUUGAUGUCCCUUGGUGUGGGCAGGAGUAUGGCUGCUGUGUGCUGUUGUUGCAUGCUGGUGUACAUGCCUUCCCAAACACCCGACUACAAAGCUCAAGUGCGACCCCUCUGAGGAAAAGCUAAACAUCUCCCUUUUGUUCACAGAUAUUGUUGAGGAGUAUGGGGCUCUUGAUCCUCUCCUUAGGUAUUACUAGUGGGGCGGCCUGACUCAGUGCCUCCUGUCACAUACCCAGCAGGCACGUGUUCCUGUGCGUGCCUGUCUGGCCUCCUGAUACACGAUUCUCAGCAUUGUUUCAGCAGGUUGUUGUGCACCUCAGAAAAAGGGGAAGCAAUGUGCAAUCUGUUCUUAGCAUCCUUCAUUCUUUUGGUAUAGUGCUCUGAAGAAAGGGAAAACUAUACAAUCUGUUCUCAGCAUCCUUCAUUCUUUUGGUAUAGUGCUCUGAAGAAAGGGAAAACUAUACAAUCUGUUCUCAAAAUCCUUCAUUCUUUUGGUAUAGUGCUCUGAAGAAAGGGAAAACUAUACAAUCUGUUCUCAGCAUCCUUCAUUCUUUUGGUAUAGUGCUCUGAAGAAAGGGAAAACUAUACAAUCUGUUCUCAGCAUCCUUCACUCUUUUGUCACAGUGCUGAACGAAAAGUAAAAUGUACAAUCUAAUGUGCCAUAGUGGAGUCCCGAGAGAAAAUGACACGAUCACUACAACCCUUUUUCUUGUGUGUGUCUUCUUUUCUCGUCACAAAGACAGGGAGCAGCGCCUUCUGUUCCCCUCCCCCACAUGUGUUGUGCUCAGAGUCAUUAUUUGCUCACCUGUUUUCAGUAUUUAGUUAAGUCCUUAGGGUGAUUUACUCAGUUCAAAAAUGGUUUCCUGUACUCUGUUGGUUUUCAGUCAGAUUUCAUUAUCAGUAAAGUUAUUUGAUCAUG